Caenorhabditis remanei is the source of this 993-nucleotide messenger RNA. RefSeq lists its product as uncharacterized. Bases 1 to 993 code for a protein of 330 amino acids. NCBI's taxonomy places the organism in Eukaryota, Metazoa, Nematoda, Chromadorea, Rhabditida, Rhabditidae. The record is from RefSeq and is a predicted model, not a curated record. The transcript is spliced from 7 exons.
AUGUUUGGCGCUCCAUGUCCUGAAACAGUUCCUGUGUAUUAUAUUGUGACAUUACAUACUCUAGCUAUUGUUUCUAUCCCAAUCAACAUGAUUGGAUUCUACUUGGUGUGGUAUCAAUCUCCAAAACUCAGAGGAUACAAAUAUUGUCUUUGUUACUUACAGCUCGCCAGUUUCUUAACCGAAUGUCAUAUGUCACUGAUCUGCCCUGGUUACUACUUCUUCCCAAUUAUUGCUGGAUACAACACGGGUUUUGAAAUCAUCAGUUCUCAUUUGAGUAUGACAAUCUACGUUUUCAUUUUUGCAUUUGAAAUUCCAUCCGCUUUAUUAUGCUUCAUUUUCAGACACAACGCUGCAGAAAAUAUCAGUCGAGUGAAACCUCGAAAACUGUAUUUGGAGAAAAUUAUGUUGGUUCUCGCUCACAUAUUCCCUUUUGCAUCUGCUUUUGCUAUGUGGAAGUCCGGAUUGCCAGAUCAAUUGAAACGGGAUUACGUGAAAGAUAACUGGCCGCAGUGUUUGGAAUGGUUGAAGUUAAACGCUUUCGAAGUUUAUGACUACAAAUUGAAUCCGUGGUUAGCAGUUGUUGGCAUUGGUGCGGUUCUAUUUGUGUUUUUGGUUUAUACAUAUGGUCUAACUCUUGGUCUCCAUACAAUGACAAUACUACAGAAACAUCAGAGAUCAAUGUCUCGUCAAACAUAUCAAAUGCAUAAAACUGCUUUGUUCAGUCUAAUUAUGCAAUCCCUGAUUCCCGGAGCAUUGAUAGUCAUUCCGUUGGGUGUAUGCAUGUUUGUGGUUGUUACUGGGGCAGUUGGGUUGCAAGUCGGAUCUCAUUCAAUGUGUCAGUGUAUUGUAAUGAUAUCAAGUAAUGCAAAAUAUCGACGACUUCUAAAAGAAAAGGCAAGAGCAUUUUUUGGGUUCAUGACAAACAAAAAAGUUUCCACCGAGCAGAGCCAACGUGGAAACAGUAUCUUUGUAAUCCACAGUUCCGGAGCCUGA